GGUCAAUACUUCCGUUUGGUAGCUACUUGAAGUAUUUAUCUUAUUAAUUAAGCCGAGACUCGUGGUUGAAGCAAGGAUUUGCCAUGGCCGAUAAAACAAAGACAGCGCCGAAUACCACCGCUACUACUGAUAGCGAAAAGAAGAAGUAUAAACCAGUAAAGAUAGACCCUCGCAUAGAGGCCAAAAUUAACGAGCUCCGCCGCAAAGCCAAGGAGCACCUAUCAUUGAAGCAAUUCGAUGAAGCCCUCCAUUGUUUAGACAUCGCCAUUGACCUGCACUCAACUAGCUACAAGCUCUACCGCAUGCGCUCCAUCGCGCUCUCCUGCCUGCAGCAGUAUGAACGCGCUGCUGUGGACGCGGACCGUGUGGUGGAGCUGGCGCCGCACAUCAUGGACGGCCACUACCACAAGGGCUUCGCGCUCUUCCACCUCAAAGACUACGCAGGAGCGGCGCACGCCUUCCAGCAAGGCCUCAAGCUGAACCCCACGGAUAAGACGCUGCGGCAGGGCUUCUGGGACGCCAUAGCGCUGGUCUCACAGAACCGCACCGACUCGGCGCUGGUCACGGGGACAGGGGAGGCGGCAGGGGCGGGAACGACGACGUCGGGAGGGGGAGCGGGCACGAAAGGAGGGACUGACGCGGGUGCUGCCGCCGGGCAUUGAUGUGGGGCAGUGCUGGGCGGAGGGUGUACUGAAACGUCUGAAGCAGAUGGGGGUUUGGUGGGUUAGGAACAUAGCUCAGUGACUGGGGUGGGGGUGUAUGGGAGGUGGAGCAGAGGGUUAGCUGGAUGUUUGCAGAUCUGACGUGGCCUGCAGGGUGGAAGGGGUGCAGGGUGCAAGCAGGGGUCGCGGCAGGGUGGGCCCGGCGCACUUACUUCAGUGGAGACCCUCUGGAGGAGGCAAGUGGAGGAGGUGAGGACGAGCGGGAGGUGUAGUGCCCUACGGGACGGUGUUGGCCGGCUGGCGGCAUGGGGCUGCGGAUUGCGGGCGAGCGUGCAGAAUCUGGCGAGCGUUAGUAGCGAGCAAACUGAUAGACAGGAGGGGUGUUGUGACAUUAUGAGGGAUUGCGGGCACUCGCUUGCCACGUGCGCCUGUGGGGCGACCCGUGGGAGGCAGUGCAGCUGUUGCGUUUACCAUGACAUUGUACGACGGCGGGAAUGUACGGUAGCUGCAGUAGCAUGUGUGCAUAAUGCGGUACAGCAGGCUUCGGCUCUAAGGUGUGUCAGAUGUGACCAGAGGUUUUGGAUCCGAGGUUCAUAUGCCGUCAUACGCAUGAUAGAUGCAACGGGUACUGCGGGGAUGAGUGCGAGGAAGUACGGCACACGCGAUCGACAAACCACUGCACAUAACGGUCACAUUUGUACCGCGGGCCUGAGGCAAAGCAUCAAGCAUUGACGAACCAGAAGGUGUUUAGGGUGGAGAGAACCUAGGGAGUGCCCUUGCAGGCGCACCUGGCGUGGUGGGGAGGAAGAGGGAGGACUAAAUUCGCAGUUGGUUGGGGGCCGCAUGCGUGGUUCCUUCCCGACGUGUUGUUGGUUCCCAGCAAGGUGACAUGGUGGCGUUGUGCAUGCAGGUCGGUGCGUGGCGGCAGAGAGUGAAAGGGGGAGAGGAGCACCGCCGAGCUUUGGAAGGCGGGAUUGCAAAUCUCUGGCUGACUGCAACGCCAGGCGUGUCGUGCCUGGCAGCCGACUGCGGCUUCGUGUGACUGGUACAUAUGUUCGGGUGGAACGUAGGCGUGGUUUAACCGUGAGUGAAAAAUGUGCUCUUGGUCGGGGACCCUUGGUUUGUUGACUUCAUGCGUCAUUGCGUAUAUCACGACAGUCACGACGACACCGGCCGUCGCAUUGCAAAGCAUGCCGCAUAACGUAUAGCUGACUGCGCAAUGCCAUAACUAUGUCGUUUGCUGGAUGUGCCACGAAUAGCGAAGUCGCAGCAGCUGUUGGUGAAUGUCGUGCAAUCCUAGCUCGCCAUCGAGGGGUCGCUGAUGAAAUUUAUGACCAACUAGCUGCGAGCCAAGCGCAGCUUAGUCAUGAAAUCAAUCGCCUUGUUGAAGCCGUGAAGGCCCUUGCGCAUCCGAAGCCGCUGGCUCAGAAUCAAGAGUAUCAAGCGGUAAUUGCAAGGAUUCAGCAAAAGCUUGCAAACCUGUCAGGACGGCUGGGUGUUGUGGAGGAUCGCUUACGGCGGAUCAAGUGUCAACUUGGACUCGAGGGAUAACGACAAAAGCACACAGUCCACGUGAGCUGUCAUGCACCAGCACGGAUGACUACUGCCGUACCUAGGCAGCCAACUAUGAAAUGGAAGCGGUGCGGUUUGGGGCGAUACGUGAGGCGAGGGGUCAGUGCGCGGCGUCCCUGGACGGGGCUUGCGAAGUCCUGGCUACAUGGGAACAUGGCACUUGACACGGGGGUCUCUUGGCAUGGGUGUGGCUUUACAGAGGUAGCUUGUAAGCAGAGAUGGUGCCGUCAACUAUAUUAAUGAGGUAUGGGGACGUGUUGAUCGGGCUGCACUUGAUCAGGAGAACGUUGGAUGUAAAGAUCAGGUGGUCGA
Astrephomene gubernaculifera is the source of this 2546-nucleotide messenger RNA. Lineage: Eukaryota; Viridiplantae; Chlorophyta; Chlorophyceae; Chlamydomonadales; Astrephomenaceae. The record is from the annotation of a GenBank genome assembly.